AUGACGAAGCAUGCAAGGACGUCCGAAAAAGCGAUGCUAGAGCAUCCGUCUCGACGUCUCCUGCAUCACUGUGAUUCAACGACGCUGAACAAUGCGGAAACCUCCUUUGCAGAGACGCCGACGGUCCUCUCGGCUAUGAAUCGUACUGCGUACUGCCCAACUAAAAAAACAUGUACACAGGUGGCAGAUUGAGAAAGGGCCUUCUUAUUGUUUUUUUUUGUUCAAUUUGCAGUCCACUGUUCUUUUUUUAAUCGAAAACUUUUUUAUAGCUGAAAUUUUUUUCUAUAAUUUAUUUUUUUCACGCGCUAUUAAUUUCGAAAGACGUUUGAGGGCGGAGCCCUGCUUUAUUUGAGAAUAAUUGAAAAAAAUGUUUGACGUGACAAUUUUAUUAAUCUAUUCCUUGAAAUUUUAAAAAUUGAAGCGAAAUUUUUCAGAGAAAGCAAAAUCAGUGGUUUUUUUUUGAAAUUAUUUUUGAAUUGAAAAAAAGAUCACAUAGAAGACGUUUUUACUCCUGAGAGGAGAAAGGCAUCGAUUUUAAGAAGGAAAGAAGCUUGAAAUUCGAUUUCCAAUAUUUUCUGAACACAUGGAAUUCACAGCUACCGAUAUUCUUUUGGCCGUAUUUCUCGCACUUUUAGUGACGCCGCCGCUUAAUCCUGAUCCGAUCUGGAUAUUUGAAAACACCUCAACCUGAGACGACAAAAUUGGGAGGUCAGACAACUUGGUUCUCGCAUGGAUUAGCGCCGGGCAAUUGUGUCUGACCGACCUGUGGAGGAUGGCAAUUGGCCUAGCGGACAAUGGCGAGCAACACUAA
Molecule: messenger RNA, 811 nt
Organism: Caenorhabditis auriculariae
Lineage: Eukaryota; Metazoa; Nematoda; Chromadorea; Rhabditida; Rhabditidae
Source: the annotation of a GenBank genome assembly